Molecule: messenger RNA, 585 nt
Organism: Closterium sp. NIES-65
Lineage: Eukaryota; Viridiplantae; Streptophyta; Zygnematophyceae; Desmidiales; Closteriaceae
Source: the annotation of a GenBank genome assembly
AUGAUUGUAUCGGGAGGAUUCAAGCGCAAGGGUUCCGCCAGCUGGUGGGACGAAGAUUUGAUUGCUGAGGCCCCGGCCAUGCAACCUCAGAAGAAGCAGUGUUUGGUGGUGGGUGGUGAUGGAGUGGGUUUCAAGCGCCCUGACAAUGGUUCUACCAGGUCAGUCUCUCCCGCAGCCGGCAGUCAAGCGUCUGCUCCACUAUCCUCCUGGGCACAGCUAGCUCCAAUCCCUGCCGUUGGAUCUACCGUACGCAUCGCCGGCUCUGCUGUUGUGAGCCAUCCACCUGCUGCUGCGACUGAAGGGGCAAGAGUGUUGGAUCCAUUGUCGGCAUUGUCAGUGGCUUCACAAGGGGCAGCCCAGGCAGCAGAUUCUGCAGAGCAAACCCAGAGGGAUCAAGCGGAUGGCAAAGGGCUGGGCUUGGAGCGGCCGCCUAUUCACCGCCGGAGCGCUACAGAGAAGCUUAGAAGACACCGGAUCAGAACAGACAUGGCAUCGCUGUUAGCUUCUGCUGUGGACUUCAUUAGGGAGCUGGAGGACCGUAAGGCCCAGCUUGCACAAGCUUACGCUGAGCAAGUACGAUCAUAA